GGCCCCGCCCACUGGCAGAGUUAGUCGACUCUCGAGCGCUGCAGCCGCUGUGAUUGGCAUCACCCUGAGAGACGGUACCCGGGCACCGCACACCCCGGGGAUAGGCGAUCUUAUGAAGAAUGUUUUCAUCGGUGACGGAAUUUGGGAACCAGCAGUUUUACACCCUGAAGAAAGAAUGCCAGAGGAAGAAGGAACUUUUUGAAGACCCUCUAUUCCCGGCCAACAACGAUUCCCUGUUCUACAAGACUCAGCGAGUACAAGGAGUGGAAUGGAAGAGGCCAAAAGAGUUCUGCUCCGACCCUCAUCUUUUUGUGGACGGCAUCAGCGCCCACGACUUACACCAGGGUCAGGUGGGGAACUGCUGGUUCGUGGCUGCCUGUUCCUCUCUCGCCUCUCGGGAGUCCCUGUGGCAAAAGGUCAUCCCCAACUGGAAGGAGCAGGAAUGGAACGCAGAGAAGCCGGAGAACUAUGCCGGGAUCUUUCAUUUCCAUUUCUGGCGUUUUGGGGAGUGGAUGGACGUGGUGAUCGAUGACCGGUUGCCGACCAUCCAUAACAAGCUGAUCUACUGUCACUCCAAUGAUCUCAACGAGCUGUGGUGCGCCCUCUUGGAGAAAGCUUAUGCCAAAUUAAUUGGAUGCUAUGAGGCCCUUGAUGGGGGAAACACGGCCGACGCCCUGGUGGAUUUUACCGGUGGGGUGUCAGAACCCGUCGAGCUCUCGGAAGAAGAUUACAUCAAUGACGCCAACAAAAGAAAUGAUCUUUUUGAGAGAGUCCUGAAGGUUCAUAACCGAGGAGGACUGAUUAGCUCCUCCAUCAAGGCAAUAUCAGCUGCUGACAUGGAAGCCCGGUUGGCUUGUGGUCUGGUAAAGGGCCACGCCUAUGCUGUCACAGACGUUCGCAAGGUGCGACUGGGUCAUGGAUUGCUUGCGUUCUUUAAGUCUGAAAAGCUAGAUAUGAUCAGGAUGCGCAAUCCAUGGGGAGAGCGAGAAUGGAAUGGACCCUGGAGUGACAGUUCUGAGGAAUGGCAGAAAGUAAGCAAAAGUGAAAGGGAGAAGCUGGGCGUAACGGUGCAGGAUGAUGGAGAAUUUUGGAUGACUUUUGAAGAUUUUUGCAAGUAUUUCACAGACAUCAUUAUGUGCCGACUUAUAAACACCUCCCAUUUGAGCAUUCACAAGACGUGGGAAGAGGUGGUAUUGCGGGGGGCUUGGAUAAAGCAUGAUGAUCCAUUUCAGAAUCGGUCAGGUGGCUGCCUUAAUAACAAGACCACCUAUCUCCAAAACCCACAGUUUGUGUUUGAUGUGAGGAAACCAGAAGAUGAGAUUCUAAUUUGCCUUCAGCAGAAAACCAAACGGACGACCAGGAAGGAGGGGAAAGCGGAGAAUCUGGCCAUAGGAUUCGAAGUUCACCGGGUGGAGCUGAACCGCAAAUAUCGGAUGCACACGUUGCAGCCCAAAGUGGCGAGCUCCAUCUACAUCAACUCUCGCAGCGUUUUUCUCAAGACGGCGUUGAAGGAGGGCCGAUAUGUCAUCAUUCCAAGUACCUUUGAAUCUGGUUUAACCGGAGAUUUCCUUCUCAGAGUGUUCAGUGAUGUGCCUUCAAAUUGCUGUGAGCUGACUGUGGAUGAGCCUCGGAAGACCUGCUGGUCCGGGAUGUGUGGGUUCCCUCAGGUGGUCUCUCAGGUACAUGUGGUCAGCGCUGCAGGACUUAAGCAGCAGGACUCUGAAGGAGGCGCUGACCCGUAUGUCAUCAUUAGCUGUGAAGGGAGUAAAGUCCAGUCACCGGUGGUAAAGGACACGCUCACCCCUCAAUUCGACGUCAAGGGCUUGUUCUACCGAAAGAAGCCGGGCCAGCCGAUCAUCAUCCAGGUUUGGAACCACAAUGUGAUUAAAGAUGAAUUCAUGGGUCAGGUGGUCCUGACGGGUGAGGCCAACAAUCAGCAGACCCAGCACAGCGUGCCGCUCCAGGACAAGGGGAACAAGAGCAACCCGCAGGUGUCCGGCUCCCUCCAGCUGGUUCUGUUCUCCAGCAACAGCCUGACCGGCAUCUAAGCGUCUACCGCCAUAUCUACCAGAACAGCGACCAAACAGGCGGGCGUCUCGACGGCCCGCCACCCAUUGUGGCCUGUAUUUACUAUCCGCAUCUAUUCCAGCGCGGUGGCAGAUUGUGCCGCGCGCUGCAUGCAGCAUGUGACACAGUGUGAGUUUUAUAGCCAAAAAUAAGAUGACGACAGGGACCGUCCAGGAGUGGCGGCAUUAGGAAUAGAAUUCCAGUGUCAUUUCACUGUGUCCUACGUUUCAUACAUACUUAUAUACAUAUAUUCUAGUAUGAUAAGCGGCGCCAUUCCAGGCUGUUUAUAGACAUUGAUAUUCUCAUAUAGCCAAAACGGGGGACAGAUGUGCCAUGGUUCUGUAAAGACGCCCCGCGGGGUGUGUGGCCUCCGAUGGUCAUGUGACUGAAGGAAAGGAUCGUCCGGCUUAUAGAUACCAGUAUAGGAAAGAGCUGAAGAUCCGAUUCAUUUGCUGCAGCCAUGUGUCCGCAAGGGGAGUUUCUGGUUCCACAUAAGUAUCGUUUUCUCAAUAUCUCUGAUUGCUGUCAGUGAAUAGGAAUGUUCUUUUCUACAUUCGGAGGCUGAAAACCAGUGCAUAGCUAAUGCACCUCUCAGCUGAGGGUUUGCUACAGUUGCGCCCAGCCUAGACAGUCCUCUGCCAGUCUGUAUUUUUUUUUUAACCUGUACUGAUACAUUGUUACAAAAGAUGCGUUUAACUCACGGAGGAUUGUCUCAACCGGAUGCAAUGGUAACAAACCCUCAGCUGUGCAAAGUAUUGGGUCUAUUCAGGUUAUUUUAAGAAAUAAUUUAUUAUUCACUGACUACAAGCAGAGAUCUUGAAAAUGGCAAGGAAUUAAUUCACAAAGGAGAGAGUUUAUUAAGAUUAUGACCGCUGGAAUCCGAAAACGCCCUUCAGACAUGGCCGAUCCCUUCCAGGCGUCUCUUCUUUUUUUUCCAGACUCGAAUGUGGGGGGAGGAGCAUCCGUGAAUGUCAGUUAUAUAAUGAACCCCUAUCAGUAUAUAUGAAAGGAGCGUGUCUCUGCGCGUACACCAGACCUUCUAUAAGUCAAUAAUCGUCUGAAUCUGGCUGUCAUUGGCCCGAGGUGACAACCGUGCGUUCAAAUGGUAGCCAUGUUACCGUUCUCAGCCAACCAGAGCUCAGCUUGUAUAUCAGGUAAAAAAUUAAAGCUGAGCUCUGAUUGGUUGCCAUGGGCAACAUGUCCUCUGUUACUCUGAGGCAGGUCUGUCUGGUAUGUGUAGGCCUCAGUUACCGGCAAAGGCGUUUCCAUGGCAACUGGGCAGUAAAUGAUUUACUCUGUGUGCCUCUUGAGGACAAUGAAGCCAUAACAGGCCACGUCUGUGGGGUCAUUCCGUACACAGUGUCCUACAUGUCAAAUUACUUUCUUUUUUACUGUUUUUUAAUUAUUGGUUAAUAUUUUUGAAAUCUUGUUGGGGGGGGGGGG
Molecule: messenger RNA, 3510 nt
Organism: Bufo gargarizans (Asiatic toad)
Lineage: Eukaryota; Metazoa; Chordata; Amphibia; Anura; Bufonidae
Gene: CAPN5
Product: calpain 5
Exons: 13
Coding region: 120-2048 (642 amino acids)
Biological process (GO): proteolysis
Cellular component (GO): cytoplasm
Molecular function (GO): calcium-dependent cysteine-type endopeptidase activity
Source: RefSeq, a predicted model, not a curated record